AUGACCGCACAUGCCAUUCCAAGCACCACAAUUCCCGAAGCCGUCAAGCCAAUCAUGAACUCAACCUGGACGCCGCAAUUGAGACCGUCUCCGACGGCCCCCUUUCCCUCCACCCUCAUCUCCCCUGAAGUGCUCUCCCUCCUGCCAACAGACUACACAAUCCGGCCCAUGCGCCGCUCGGACUACCACCGCGGCUACCUGGACGUUUUGCGCGUGCUGACAACUGUUGGCGAUAUCACCGAGGACGCGUGGAACCAACGGUACGAUUGGAUCACCUCGCGCAAUGAUGAGUACUACAUGCUCGUGGUCUGUGAUGGUGCGGACCGAGUUGUCGGAACCGGCAGUCUCAUCGUUGAGCGCAAGUUCAUUCAUUCGCUCGGUAUGGUCGGACACAUUGAAGACAUUGCUGUUGAGAAGAACCAGCAGGGCAAGAAGCUGGGCUUGAGAAUUAUCCAGGCUUUGGAUUAUGUUGCUGCGCAGGUUGGCUGCUACAAGAGCAUUCUUGACUGCUCCGAAGUCAAUGAGGGUUUCUACGUCAAGUGUGGCUUCAAGCGAGCCGGCCUCGAGAUGGCGCAUUAUUACUGAGCGUUUCUUAAUCCAU
Molecule: messenger RNA, 601 nt
Organism: Penicillium mononematosum
Lineage: Eukaryota; Fungi; Ascomycota; Eurotiomycetes; Eurotiales; Aspergillaceae
Gene: gup1
Product: glucosamine 6-phosphate N-acetyltransferase
Exons: 3
Coding region: 1-585 (194 amino acids)
Biological process (GO): UDP-N-acetylglucosamine biosynthetic process
Cellular component (GO): Golgi apparatus; endoplasmic reticulum; endoplasmic reticulum-Golgi intermediate compartment
Molecular function (GO): monosaccharide binding; glucosamine 6-phosphate N-acetyltransferase activity
Source: RefSeq, a predicted model, not a curated record